Messenger RNA from Suillus bovinus, 1201 nucleotides. RefSeq lists its product as uncharacterized. The transcript has 7 exons. Bases 396 to 1142 code for a protein of 248 amino acids. NCBI's taxonomy places the organism in Eukaryota, Fungi, Basidiomycota, Agaricomycetes, Boletales, Suillaceae. The record is from RefSeq and is a predicted model, not a curated record.
CCGCUAGUCACCGCCGCACGGGCCACGUCUGAACUGGACAUGCAUCUCAACACUCUCAAUUUGUUUGUAACUUAGUAUACGGUACUAGUAGCGUGUUCUCUCAGCCUUCAGGCAAGUCGGUUGACCUUCCAGCGCUUGCCGAAACUUGACCAACUGCCGUAUCCACCCCUAUUCAACUCCCAAAUUCGGAGACGCUCAGCCUUGCAUCUACGCAAGAACGGCAGUAUGUUUCAGAGAGAUGGCGUGGGUCGAACAUCGUGAGAUGUUUUAGGAUCUGUGUGCACGACGAGACGACCACUGCGUCGAUGCUUCAAUGUUUUCUUUACAAUAAUUCAUAAACAACAUCAGUCUUGCGCUGGUUCUGAGCCGAAUAUCAGUGUCUCCCGACCACAUCAAUGUCUUCAGAGACUUUGAACUCACCUCCUGAUCCCGAGUUUCUCGCUGCAGCAGCUCAACGUCGCAGUGCCACGACAGCACACGCAGUUUCUGGUCCUGAACUCCUUCGACAGCAUGAGCAGCGCCAGAAGUUUCGACGUCUGAUAGACCCUGGAAUCUCUCGGCCUAAUUCCCAUGAAGCGACGAUGGCCUCCUUGAAGAUAUUAUCAAAGAUCUCUGAGAAUCUUAUACGAGAGCCCGAAAACCCCAAAUUCCGGCAGUUCAAAUCCACAAAUAAUACGAUCAGACGGUGCCUGAUUGAAACUAAGGGUGCGCUGGAGUAUGCAAUCGAGAUGGGGUUUCAUCCGGAGGUCAAGGAUUUCCAGCCCCUCUACGUCUGGAAUGAGCGCAAAAGCGAAGAAUUGCACAUUGGCGCUCAAAUAUUACAAGAGACUAUAGAACUGGCUGAGCAAAAACUAGCCAGGUCUCAAAAAAAUGCGGCUGAAGUGAAAGCUGCUAUUGAGGCUGCCAAGCGAAAUGCUCUACUAGCUUUCAUGGACGAUCGCAAAACCAAGGAGCUCCGCGACCAACGUGAUCGCCACAAUCGUGAAGUUCGAGCCCUUCACUCUCCGAGUGUAGAUGGCGAAGGAACUACAUCCUCUUCCCCACCGCCCUCCACUGCAGAAAUGCCAGGUAGCGGUCAUGUUUUGUCAUCACCUGACCCUGUAGUAGUAGAUGAACCUCCCCCGUAUCAUGAUCGCGACUGACAGUUUCAACCCCCGUCGAUCUAACAUGCUCACAUUUAUGCUGACCAACGGUCAGGCAU